Molecule: messenger RNA, 309 nt
Organism: Strongylus vulgaris
Lineage: Eukaryota; Metazoa; Nematoda; Chromadorea; Rhabditida; Strongylidae
Source: the annotation of a GenBank genome assembly
AUGUACACAGAUCUUGAAGGAAUACGAGUACGGGAAAUGGAAGCUAUUGCUGGGCCAAAUGAAUUUGCCGAAUUUUAUGCUCGUGUGAAAAUCCUCAAAGAUGCACAUCGGCGGAAUCCUGAUGAGGAAAUUGCUGAUCCUGAGCGCGAAGAAACAGAUAUGGUGCCGUUCACAGAUGAGGAGGGUUAUGGCAGGUUAGCUAUAAUAUUGAUUUCCUCAACUGUUCUUGUCAUAUAUUCUUUUCAGAUUUUUGGACAUGCAUACGCUUCAUGCAUUGUACCUCAAUCUGAAGGCUAUCACGGUAAGUGA